Messenger RNA from Lathyrus sativus (Indian pea), 1392 nucleotides. The record is from the annotation of a GenBank genome assembly. NCBI's taxonomy places the organism in Eukaryota, Viridiplantae, Streptophyta, Magnoliopsida, Fabales, Fabaceae.
AUGGCAGUGACAGAAUUACCUACAACCACCACAAGAACAAACCAAAUCAAAAAAAUUUCAAUCCUACCUCUAAUCUUCAUCAUCUUCUACGAAGUUUCAGGAGGACCCUUUGGUUCAGAGGAUGCAGUACAAGCAGCUGGUCCUCUAUUAACCCUCCUCGGUUUCAUUAUUUUCCCAUUCAUUUGGAGUAUCCCUGAAGCUCUCAUCACUGCUGAAAUGGGUACAAUGUUUCCUGAAAACAGUGGCUAUGUUGUUUGGGUUUCAUCAGCUUUAGGACCUUAUUGGGGAUUUCAACAAGGUUGGAUGAAAUGGCUUAGUGGUGUCAUAGAUAAUGCUUUGUACCCUGUUUUGUUUCUUGAUUAUCUCAAAUCAGCUAUUCCUGCUGUUGGCAGUGGUUUACCUAGAGUUUUGGCUACAUGGGGUCUUACUAUAAUUCUAACUUUGUUGAACUAUAGAGGUUUAACUAUUGUUGGUUUUGUUGCUGUUUUUUUAGGGAUAUUUUCAUUGAUCCCUUUUAUUGUUAUGGGGUUUAUUUCAAUUCCUAAGCUGGAACCUUCAAGAUGGGUUGAAGUGGAUAUGCAUGAUGUGGAUUGGAAUUUGUAUUUGAAUACUCUUUUUUGGAGUCUUAAUUAUUGGGAUUCUAUUAGUACUCUUGUUGGGGAAGUUGAAAAUCCAAAGAAAACGCUUCCUAAAGGUUUGUUUUAUGCUUUGAUUUUGGUUGUUUUGGGAUAUGUGUUUCCUCUUUUGAUUGGUACCGGCGCGGUUCCGGUGGAUCGUGCUGUUUGGAGCGACGGAUAUUUCUCUGAUAUUGCUAAGAUUAUUGGAGGAGUUUGGUUGAGAUGGUGGCUCCAAGCGGCGGCAGCUGUGUCAAAUAUGGGAAUGUUUGUUGCUGAAAUGAGUAGCGACUCAUUUCAACUAUUAGGUAUGGCGGAGAGGGGAAUGUUGCCGGCCUUUUUUACCAAAAGGUCGCGCUACGGUACCCCAAUUGUAGGGAUACUUUUUUCGGCGUCCGGGGUGAUUUUAUUGUCAUGGCUUAGUUUUGAAGAAAUUGUGGCUGCUGAGAAUUUCUUGUACUGUUUUGGGAUGAUUCUUGAGUUUAUUGCAUUUAUUUUGUUGAAGAUUAAAAAACCAAAUGCUGCAAGGCCUUUUAAGGUGCCAGGAGGAAAAGUUGGAGCAAUUGUUAUGUGUAUUCCUCCAACAAUAUUGAUUGGUUUUGUGUUGGCUUUUUCUACCGUUAAAGUGAUGCUUAUAAGUCUCAUUGCUAUGGUGAUUGGUCUUGUGAUGCAACCUUGUCUCAAACUUGUGGAGAGAAAGAAAUGGAUCAAGUUUUCUGUUAGUCCUGAGUUACCUGAUUUGGACAACGGGGAAAGUACUCAAACUUUCGUACAAUAA